This is a messenger RNA of Brassica oleracea var. oleracea, 3027 nucleotides long. RefSeq names its product probable LRR receptor-like serine/threonine-protein kinase At3g47570. The transcript is spliced from 2 exons. Lineage: Eukaryota; Viridiplantae; Streptophyta; Magnoliopsida; Brassicales; Brassicaceae. Gene Ontology annotation, biological process: protein phosphorylation. Gene Ontology annotation, cellular component: plasma membrane. The record is from RefSeq and is a predicted model, not a curated record. Bases 13 to 3027 code for a protein of 1004 amino acids. Gene Ontology annotation, molecular function: protein kinase activity; ATP binding; protein binding.
AAUACGAGAAACAUGAAACUCUUUCUUUUCCUUUCUUUCAAUGCUCUGAUGUUACUUGCAGCAUUCGGGAAUACCUAUGAAACUGAUAAGCAAGCAUUACUCAAGUUCAAGUCUCAAGUUUCUGAGGAGAAAAAAGUUCUGCUGUCUUCAUGGAACAACUCGUUCCCUCUUUGCAGAUGGACGAGGGUUACGUGUGGCCGCAAACACAAGAGAGUUACUGAUUUGGAUCUCAGUGGAUUCAAAUUGGGUGGAGUGAUAUCGCCAUUUAUUGGUAAUAUUUCGUUUCUCAUAUCACUUAAUCUCACUGAUAACUCUUUUGGUGGAACCAUCCCUCAAGAACUGGGAAACUUGUUUAGACUUCAGCACUUGGAUAUGAGCUUUAAUUUUCUGGGAGGAGGGAUCCCAGCAAGUCUGUUCAACUGUUCUAAAUUGUUGGAGUUUGAUUUAUUUACAAAUCAUCUUGGUCAAGGUCUUUCUUCAGAACUAGGAUCAUUGAGUGAGCUUGUUAUUUUAGACCUUGGUACAAACAAUUUGAAAGGAAAACUCCCUGUAUCUCUAGGAAACUUGACAUCCCUCACACGGCUUUCCUUUGCAGAAAAUAGUCUGGAAGGGGAAAUUCCUGAUACCAUAGCUAGAUUGACUCAAAUGGUGGUUUUUGUGCUAGCAACAAACAGUUUCUCUGGUGUUUUUCCUCCUGCAAUUUACAAUUUGUCCUCACUUACGUAUUUGAACAUGUUUGGUAAUUAUUUCUCUGGUAACCUGAGGCCUGGUUUUGGUAACUUGCUACCAAACCUAGAAGGAUUGUCUUUGGGACAAAAUUCUUUCACAGGAGUCAUUCCAUCAACACUUUGCAAUAUUUCAACUCUUCAAUAUCUGGCCGUGGAGUUUAACAGUCUGACAGGAAGUAUUUCUCCGAGCUUUGCAAAAGUACGGUAUCUGCAAGAACUAUACCUUAAUGAAAAUUCUUUGGGGAAAUUUUCAGCUGGAGAUCUUGAAUUUCUUAUUGCUUUGACCAACUGUAGCCAACUUCAAAACUUAGAUGUGUCAUUCAAUAAGCUUGGGGGUGACUUUCCUGCCUCCAUUGUCAAUCUAUCUAUGACCCUCAUCGAGUUUUACAUUGACAAGAAUUUCAUAUCUGGAAGCAUUCCCCAUGAAAUUGGGAACCUUAUAGGCCUACAAACAUUUUGGUUGUCCGAAAAUCUAUUGGAAGGACCAAUCCCAGUCUCUUUUGGGAAACUUCUAGGAUUGGUGGGUUUAAGUGUCCAUGGAAAUAGAAUGUCAGGAGAGAUACCAUAUUCUUUAGGCAACAUCACUCGGUUAGAAACACUAUUUUUGUCCAACAAUAGUUUUGAAGGAAUCAUACCUCCAAGUCUUGGUAAAUGUAGCUAUCUGUUACGUUUAGAUAUCGAGAAUAAUAAGUUGGAUGGUAUUAUACCUCAGGAGAUUAUGCAAAUUUCGACCCUUGUUUCCCUAAAAUUGUCAAAUAAUUUAUUGACUGGCUCUCUACCAAAAGAUGUUGGACGACUUGGAAAUCUUGGUAUGUUAUAUGUUUCUCAUAAUAAGCUAUCAGGGAAACUCUCAGAGACUUUGGGAAAGUGUCUCAGAAUGGAAAAACUUCACUUGCAAGGAAAUUCUUUUGAUGGAAUCAUUCCAGAUAUAAGUGGACUGGUAGGAAUUAAGGAGGUUGAUUUCUCAAGCAACAAUCUCUCUGGAAGAAUUCCAGAAUAUCUCGCAAACUUUAGCUUGUUGGAAUAUCUCAAUCUAUCCUUUAAUAACUUCGAAGGAAAUGUGCCAACAGAAGGAAAGUUCAAAAAUACUACUAUAGUCUCUGUAUUUGGAAACCCAAACCUCUGUGGAGGAGUCUUGGAACUGCGACUACAGCCAUGUUUUACGCAACCACCAAGAAAUUCAAGAAAGAAACUUGUGACUGGGGUAAGCAUAGGUAUAUCUUUGCUUGUGCUUUCAUUCAUAGCUUCAGUUUCUUUUUGUUGGUUAAAAAGCCGAAAGAAGAAAAAUACCAAUGAGGCAACUCCUUCCACCUUGGGAGCUUUUCAUGAAAUGAUAAGUUAUGGAGAUCUUCGAAAUGCGACUGAUGGCUUCUCUUCAAGUAAUUUGAUCGGGUCAGGCAGCUUCGGUACUGUGUUUAAAGCACUGUUUCAUGCAGAGAACAAGGUCGUUGCAGUGAAAGUUCUAAACAUGCAGAGACGUGGAGCAAUGAGGAGUUUCAUGGCAGAAUGUGAAUCCCUGAAAGACAUUAGACAUCGUAAUCUUGUGAAACUUUUGACAGCUUGUUCCAGUAUUGAUUUCCAAGGAAAUGAAUUCAGAGCACUAAUCUAUGAAUACAUGCCAAAUGGAAGCUUGGAUAUGUGGCUGCAUCCAAAGGAAACAGAAGAGAUUUCUAGGCCCUCAAGAACAUUGACACUUUUAGAAAGGCUUAACAUAGCGAUAGAUGUGGCUUCUGUUUUGGAGUAUAUUCAUCUUAAUUGCCACGAAGCUAUUGUUCAUUGCGAUCUUAAACCAAGCAACGUUCUUCUAGACGAUGAUCUAACCGCCCAUGUUAGUGACUUUGGUCUUGCUCGGAUCCUUCUCAAAUUCGACCAGGAAAACUUCGUUAACCAACUUAGCUCAGCUGGAGUCAGAGGAAGCACUGGCUAUGCGGCACCAGAAUAUGCAAUGGGAGGAGAAAUAUCAGUACAUGGUGAUGCAUAUAGUUUUGGGAUUCUCAUUUUCGAAAUGAUCAGUGGAAAACGACCAACCAAUGAGAUAUUUGGCGGGGACUUUACCCUCCGUAGCUGCGUCAGGUCUGCAUUGCCAGAGCAAGUUUUGGAUGUGGCAGAUGAAUCGGUUCUUCACAACGGCCUUAGAAUUGGCUUCCCUAUUGCUGAGUGCUUGACAAAGGUUUUAGAAGUGGGACUUGGGUGUUCUGAAGAGUCUCCAGCAAACCGCUUGGGAAUGAGUGAGGUUAUAAAAGAAUUAAUCUCAAUCAAGGAGAGGUUCUUCAAAACCAGAAGAGGAGCUAGACAUUGA